CUUACAUUUGUGGCUUUGGUUGCGUGGAGAUGAGAAAAAGGGAAUGGGUGGGGGUGGUCUUCCCUCAUCCCUUAAAUCCUUUAUUCUCCUUCAUAGCAUUUAUGACCUUCAACAUCCUAUAUAUUUUGCUUAUUUAUUUUGAUUUUAUACCUGUUUACCCCACUAGAAUGUGUCCUCCCUGAAGACAGAAUUGCUUAUAUUUAUAUCUAAACCUGGGCCUGAUACCUAGUAGGUACUCAAAAUUUUUGUUAAUUGAAUUAAUUAAUCCUUCCACUAGAUGUAGCUAUUCGAACCAACUCCAGAGUCCCUGAAUUUGUUCCAGAUGUUGAAGGGCAGAGGCUGAAUUGUAGGACCUGAGAUUUUCAAAAUAUAAAUCCUAGAAAGUGCUAUAGUGAUUCAGAUGGUAGACCUUCUAGACUAGUAUUUUGAUGGGAUGAAUGUUAUGGCAACGCCUGGCUGUUCGCCUUGACAUCUGCCUCAGAGAUUGGACAUCAUCAUUCAUUCAUUCAGCCAGACAGGCAGAGAGUCGAUCUUUUAUCAAUAAUUAGCUCUGGGGAUAGAAAGCUGAACAAGAUAUAUAGGCUCAUUCCCUCAUAAAUCUUGUCAUCUAUAACUAGAUCAACAUUUUUGGGGGAAAUUAUUUAUCUUUUCAGCCUCUUCCAACCCUGUGAAGAAGCAUUCCUUAGUGUCAGUGAUGCUGGAUCAAUAUGAGACAACAGUAGGCGUAUAUAUGAUGGUGGAAGAAAAUGGGUAGAAAAUUUCAGACUUGAAAAGUGCUGCCUCCUGAUUUUUCUGCUACCUGCUCGCAUCCCUUCUCUGAUGAGGGGUCUAUUGCUCAUCCACCAUACACCAUGUGCUUUAGAGUGAAAUUCUACCCACACGAACCCUUGAAGAUUAAAGAAGAGCUCACCAGGUAUCUUUUGUACCUGCAAGUUAAAAGAGAUAUUUUCCACGGUCGACUGCUCUGCUCCUUUUCAGAUGCUGCCUACCUGGGUGCCUGUAUCGUCCAAGCUGAGCUCGGUGACUAUGAUCCUGACGAGCAUCCUGAGAAUUACAUCAGUGAGUUUGAGAUUUUCCCCAAGCAGUCACAGAAGCUGGAAAGAAAAAUAGUGGAAAUUCAUAAAAAUGAACUCAGAGGCCAGAGCCCACCAGUUGCUGAAUUUAACUUACUCCUGAAAGCUCACACUUUGGAAACGUAUGGGGUGGAUCCCCACCCAUGCAAGGAUUCAACAGGCACCACAACGUUUUUAGGAUUCACUGCUGCAGGCUUUGUGGUAUUUCAGGGAAAUAAGAGAAUCCAUUUGAUAAAAUGGUCGGAUGUCUGCAAAUUGAAGUUUGAAGGGAAGACGUUUUAUGUGAUUGGCACCCAGAAGGAGAAAAAAGCCAUGUUGGGGUUCCAUACUUCAACACCAGCUGCCUGCAAACAUCUUUGGAAGUGUGGGGUGGAGAACCAGGCCUUUUAUAAGUAUGCAAAAUCCAGUCAGAUCAAGACUGUGUCAAGCAGCAAGAUAUUUUUUAAAGGAAGCAGAUUUCGAUAUAGUGGCAAAGUUGCCAAAGAGGUGGUGGAGGCAAGCUCCAAAAUCCAGAGGGAGCCUCCAGAGGUGCACAGAACCAACAUUACUCAGAGCCGCAGUUCCCACUCCUUGAACAAACAACUCAUCAUUAACAUGGAGCCCCUGCAGCCCCUGCGGCCGUCCCCCAGCGAGCAGGAAGAGGAACUUCCACUGGGUGAGGGUGUUCCAUUGCCCAAAGAAGAUGACAUUUCUGCCCCCUUGACCUCCAGCUCACCAGUAAAGGAAUCCCAUGAGUAUGAAGAGCCCUCAAGUGAAGAGGAAGAUAAAAUAAAAGAAGAGCCCUUGACCAUCUCUGAACUGGCAUACAACCCAAGUGCCAGCCUGCUCCCUACCCCCAUUGAUGAUGAUGAGAUUGACAUGCUCUUUGACUGUCCAUCUAGGCUGGAGUUGGAAAAAGAAGACACAGAUUCGUUUGAGGAACUAGAAGCAGAUGAAAACGCCUUUUUAAUGGCCGAAGAAGAAGAGCUGAAGGAGGCUCACCAAGCUUUGUCAUGGAGCUAUGACAUUCUGAGUGGCCAUAUUCGGGUGAACCCACUGGUCAAGAGUUUUUCCCGGCUCCUUGUGGUGGGCCUGGGCCUGCUGCUCUUUGUAUUCCCCCUGCUCCUCCUCCUUUUGGAGUCAGGUAUUGAUCUCUCCUUCUUAUGUGAAAUCCGCCAGACGCCCGAGUUUGAGCAGUUUCACUAUGAAUACUACUGUCCUCUCAAGGAGUGGGUGGCUGGCAAAGUCAACCUCGUUCUUUACAUGCUGGGUUGCUCAUAAAGCUCAUAUCUCAUAUGACUAAGGGCUAUAUUCAAUACUAGUGAUUUCUUUUUCUUUCAGCAAAGGCCUUGUUCUGAAUGGUCACAGGACCAUCAACAGGUGUUCUUUACUCAUAACUGAUUAUUCAGACCUUUAAGUUAGCUUUCCAUAAUUCACUGCAAGUAAAUAAGUUUAAAUCAAAUACAGUUAUUUUAGUUACAGGUCAGGAAGAUGGCCUCUAAAUAACCAAAAAUAUGUUUAUUUUUUAUUAUAGUACAGACAUACUCUUUAUCUAUUAUAAUAAAUUGAGCUGAAUUAGAUUUCCUCCUUUUUUAAUAGUUAACACCAUUAUAAGCUAUGAGGUUCAGAAUCCGAGUUUUAGUAAAAACCCAAGAGAAACUUUUUUGAAUAUAAUCCUUAGCGAAAACAAUGUUCUCUAACCAAUGCCUAUACAACUAAAUUUAUGCUGGGCUUUUGUUUUUGUUUUUUUAAAAAUAUUUUUAUGUGUUCAAAAUAUUUUGGUAAAUUUUUAGCAAAAAAAAAAAAAAAAGAA
Messenger RNA from Globicephala melas (long-finned pilot whale), 2865 nucleotides. It is a transcript of the gene FRMD3, whose product is annotated as FERM domain containing 3. Gene Ontology annotation, cellular component: cytoskeleton. The record is from RefSeq and is a predicted model, not a curated record. Lineage: Eukaryota; Metazoa; Chordata; Mammalia; Artiodactyla; Delphinidae. Gene Ontology annotation, molecular function: cytoskeletal protein binding.